Xiphophorus couchianus (Monterrey platyfish) is the source of this 2399-nucleotide messenger RNA. RefSeq lists its product as uncharacterized. NCBI's taxonomy places the organism in Eukaryota, Metazoa, Chordata, Actinopteri, Cyprinodontiformes, Poeciliidae. The transcript has 6 exons. Gene Ontology annotation, biological process: response to bacterium. Bases 751 to 1821 code for a protein of 356 amino acids. The record is from RefSeq and is a predicted model, not a curated record.
UGUAUAGUCGUUCCUAACAAACUAUUCUGACAUAAACAAACAGAAUUGAACUGAAUUGAAAGCAGUAAGAGGGAGUUGAAACAAAGCAGGAGCAUUAACACUAAGCACAACAUCAUCUGUAAAGAUCUUGUCAGUUCCAUCAGAGGCUCCAAUCACAGAAUCAACACAUGGAAGCAACACUGAGCAACAACAUUGCUACAACUCGACAGUCUUUCUCAGAAAAAAAUAUUCAAUAUUUAAAAAAAUUAAAAAUGACCAAUUAGCCUACAUUUUACAUGAUAAAUAUUUUCACAUUUGACAAGACCAAAUAGUUUUUUCUAAUUCUACUCAUAGGUUCUUAUUAAAAUGAAAAAGUCAAACUUUUCUAACUAAAAGCUUGAAAAAGUAAUUAAAUGAGCUACACUAAGACAGUUUCUCUUGUCCAGAAAUUGAAAAGUUGAGGUAUUACCCCUUGUUACAGAGUAUUGAUUGAAAUGCAAUGACUGUCAUCUCUAUUAAUUGACUGCAUAUGGGCGUCCAGAUUUAAGUAGUGACUUUAAUUACCUGGCAAUGUCUUAACAAAAUUGUUCUUGUAUUUAUAACUUGCUGUGAGAAUUACUUGAAGCUUCAUCAUUACAUUUCAAGAAUUUAUGACAACGGACCUUAAAGGGGGGGAGACCACUGUGACAGGAAAUGCUCUAUCAUUGUAUAUUUUGAGAUAACCAAUCAGAUCUCUCUAAGGAACAUAAGACCUCCUUCUGUAACUUAAAUAUGAAAAAUUGCUCCUACAAAGACAUUGUCAGGAUGAUUCAGUUAUUGGUUGUACUGCUUCUUCUUCACCAAGGAUAUACCUUGGUACCAGUGACCACAGUUCCUCUGGGUGAACCAGCAACUUUUACAUGUUCGCUUCCUGCUGAAAAGCUGAACAAUAAUGAGCUUCACUGGUACAAACAGAAUGCAGGACAGACGCUGACAUUAAUUGUAAAGCUGCGAAAGCACGCAGAACCUGCUUAUGGGCCAGAAUUUUCUGCCUCAAGAGUGAAUGCAUCAAAAAAUGAAGGCUUCAGAAGUCUGACAAUUCUAAGAACCGUUCAAGAAGAUGAAGGAAUGUAUCACUGCGCGAUUAUUGACUGGAUAGAGAAUUCUUGGCAUGGGACCUAUUUGUUAUUAACAGGAAACUCUGAAAAUAUACCAAAGUACCAAAUUGUGCAAGAGGCAAAAGCAUUAACUCCAGAUCACGAAAGCAACUCUUUGACUCUUCAGUGUUCAGUGAUGUCUGACUUUAACCACAAUGCGUGUCCAGAAGACAUCAGUGUGUUUUGGUUCAAAGUCAAAUCAGAUCAAUCUCAUCCAAAUGUCAUCUAUGUUCAUGGAGAUAGAAAUGAUCAAUGUCAAAAGAAAUUCGAUUUCCAGAGGAGGUGCGUGUUCUCCAAGAACAUCAGAGCGUCUGAUACUGGGAAAUAUUACUGUGCUGUGGCCUCAUGUGGGGAGAUUUUUCUUGGAACUAGAGCAAAACAGAAUCAACAACCUGACCAAACAAGAGACCCACAAAAUAAUGUGCUGGUGAUAAUAAUAACAUGUUUGGUCAUUUCGGUCAUUGUAAAUGUUAUUUUGAUCUGCUACCAAACCCUAAAGACAGCAUGCAAAAAAGUUGAAGGGACAGAAAGCACCUCUUCACCAGCCACACAUGAUAACAUGACUGAAUCAGGAGAAUACACUGACAACGAUAACCAGAAUCUGGACUAUGCUGCUUUGCAAUUCUCUGGAAGAAAAAGCACACGAUGGACGAAGAAGAAGCAGUCGAAUACUGAGGAAGGUGUAUAUGCACAAGUUAAAGUUUGAAUAGGAAAGUCUGUGUGAGAACUACCGGUAAUAAAACCAGUCAGAAAGUGUAAAAAAAAGGUGCAAUUUUCAUUUAGUGGCUGUUUUUUUUAAAUUUGCUUCACUGUCAUAAUCCAGACAGAGCUCUUCUAUCCAAUGGUACACUGCUUAUAGGCAACCCCAGAUUCAGAGUGAGAAACAGAGGCGACAGAGCUUUUUCUGUGGUGACCCACAAGGUGCCUUUGAAAAUCAGAGCUGCUCAAACCAUUGAUAACUUUAAAUAUCUGCUCAUUUUUUGUGACAUUUUUGUGGCUUGCAAUUCUACUUAAGAAGCACAUAUCUGUGCAAAAAAAAUUUUUAUUGAUUAUUUUGCUUGAGUUUUUGAUUUCUUACAGUGUAAAGCACCUUGGUCAGCUAUUGUUGUUUGUAGAUGUGCUAUAUAAGUAAGCUUGACAUAUAGUAAUCAUAAACAUUUAUAAUUGCUAUGACUAUGUAUGUAUGUAUUGAUUAAAUAAAAUUGUGAGUGUAUUGUUUCCAUUUUUUAAGCAGUGACCCACAACUUAUUUUCUGGUUUCAGAAUAAAGGAUGACUUAUUUUUG